UCUCCUGUCGGUCUGAGGGGAACUUAACGGCGGCGACGGGUGUGGCUUCAAAUGUGAUAAAUCUCUACGCGGGGAAAGAAUGCGCGCAGGCUUUACGGAUUAGGACGAAUAUUUACAUUAGUCAGAGGAAAAAAAAAAUCCACGGGAAAAGUGGCGAGGGUGUUUUCAGCAGCUUAACUGGCAGCGGGGGUUUCUGCGUGUGUUCGGUUUUGAACAGCUGGAGUACUUUUUCUUUUUUUUUUUUUUUUUUUGUAAUGCUGAACUUCGUGGGCCGUUGUCGUGUCUUUGACCUGCUCUGAUGAUCCGCUGUGAGGACUAGCAGAAAGUUCACCCAGAAAAGUUAACUCAAGCCGUAUUUUUGGACUAAUAGGGAACAAAUGUUGACUUACUCAGACAUUAACUAGCGUGUGUUUUGAGACUUUGCCCAGAAAUCCCCAAAUUCGCGUCGUUUCACAGUCGCAGAUGAACAGAAUCCGUCACGUUUGUCGCUGAACACCAAAAAGGGAAGUCGUCUCUUACUCAACUUCGGCCCCUUGUUUUUGCUUUAAACCCGGGGAAGAGGGAGGAUUUCGGACUGUUUCACUUGUUAAACUUCCCCUACCAAACAGCAGACCUGAAGCGCGCACUCGGAACCAUGGGUUGUACUGUGAGUCAGGAAGAUAAAGCCGCGGCCGAGAGGUCCAAAAUGAUUGACAAAAACCUGCGAGAAGAUGGAGAGAAGGCGGCGAGAGAAGUGAAACUGCUGCUGCUGGGUGCUGGCGAGUCGGGGAAGAGCACCAUUGUGAAGCAGAUGAAGAUUAUUCACGAAGAUGGGUAUUCAGAAGAAGAGUGUAAGCAGUACCGAGCAGUCGUCUACAGCAACACAAUCCAGUCCAUCAUGGCCAUCAUCAAAGCCAUGAGCAACCUGAAGAUUGAAUAUGAAGACAGUUCUAGAACGGAUGAUGCCCGCCAGCUGUUUUCACUGUCUGCAGAUGCAGAGGAGCAGGGCAGCCUGCCAGAAGACCUGUCCAAAGUCAUCCAGCGGCUGUGGGAAGACGGCGGCGUCCAGAGCUGCUUCACACGGGCCCGGGAGUAUCAGCUCAACGACUCCGCAGCCUACUACCUUAACGACCUGGAGAGGAUAGCCAAGUCAGACUACAUCCCCACACAGCAGGACGUUCUCCGGACCCGGGUGAAGACCACAGGCAUCGUGGAAACACAUUUCACCUUCAAGGACCUGCAUUUCAAGAUGUUUGACGUCGGCGGCCAGCGGUCAGAGAGGAAGAAGUGGAUCCACUGCUUUGAGGGUGUCACAGCUAUCAUCUUCUGUGUCGCGCUGAGCGCCUACGACCUGGUGCUGGCAGAAGAUGAGGAGAUGAACCGGAUGCAUGAGAGCAUGAAGCUGUUUGACUCCAUCUGCAACAACAAGUGGUUCACGGAGACGUCCAUCAUCCUGUUCCUCAACAAGAUGGACCUGUUUGAGAAGAAGAUUGAGCACAGCCCCCUGUCCAUCUGCUUCCCUGAGUACACUGGCCUCAACAAUUACAAAGAGGCUGCAGCUUACAUCCAGAGCAAAUUCGAGGAGCUGAACAAGAAAAAGGAGACCAAGGAGAUUUACACCCACUUCACCUGCGCCACUGACACCGAGAAUGUGCAGUUUGUGUUCGACGCGGUCACUGACGUCAUCAUCAAGAACAACCUGAAGGACUGCGGCCUCUUCUGAAAAGCCGAUCCAAGGAAGAAUCAAGAUUACUUGAACAGUUCUGAUGACCAUGACGGAGGGUUUAUACACACACCACGAAUAACUGCACUGUCCAUCCACGAUUUCUGCUUCAAUCUGCUUUUUUUUUUUUUUUUUUUUUUGUUAUUCUAAAGACACCUAAGAGACAGAAAAUCCAACGAGCCUUCCAGAUGUUCCAACGAUUGCCGAUCCAGUCGCUCGUUAUGGUCAACUCUUUGGGCUUUGACCGCAAAAAUCAGCAAUUAUUUUAUUGUGUUUUUCUUCAUUUUCAAUUGCUAAAGGAGAGAAAGGAUACUUUAUAUAUAUAUAUAUAUAUACAUAUAUAAACGCCUAAAUUUAACUUUAAGAUCCUGAUGUGCAAAUUCUGAAAUGUUUAAUCAUGUGAAACUUAUUUUUUAAGAUGCAGCAGAAGCAUAUGGACAUGAAAUGAGAUUCAUAAUAGAGAAAAAGUGCUUUAAAAAAAAAAAAAAAUGUUUACAUUGGUUCAUCAUUCAUAGCUAAACCGUAUAUUCUGCAUGUCUCCACAGGACCAAUAAUAGCUCUGUAAUCUGCACAAAUUAUUCUAACAUUCCUACAAAAUGAUUUUAAAAAAUAGACUUUUUCUUUAGAAAAAAAAAAAGGUUUUAUGUGCAGGGGAAAAUUUAUGACAAAA
Xiphophorus couchianus (Monterrey platyfish) is the source of this 2372-nucleotide messenger RNA. Its product is annotated as guanine nucleotide-binding protein G(i) subunit alpha-2-like. Bases 635 to 1702 code for a protein of 355 amino acids. The record is from RefSeq and is a predicted model, not a curated record. Gene Ontology annotation, biological process: G protein-coupled adenosine receptor signaling pathway; gamma-aminobutyric acid signaling pathway; adenylate cyclase-inhibiting G protein-coupled receptor signaling pathway. Gene Ontology annotation, molecular function: G-protein beta/gamma-subunit complex binding; G protein-coupled receptor binding; GTPase activity. The transcript is spliced from 9 exons. Gene Ontology annotation, cellular component: heterotrimeric G-protein complex; cytoplasm. NCBI's taxonomy places the organism in Eukaryota, Metazoa, Chordata, Actinopteri, Cyprinodontiformes, Poeciliidae.